This is a messenger RNA of Oppiella nova, 611 nucleotides long. The record is from the annotation of a GenBank genome assembly. Lineage: Eukaryota; Metazoa; Arthropoda; Arachnida; Sarcoptiformes; Oppiidae.
CAUAGACUGAAUUGCUGUCGACUCGUGUAACUGACUGUGAAUUUCCUGCGAUUCCUGGAAUCGAUGGAAAGGCAUUCAAAUAUGUGUUGGAUGUGUGGCUGUUGUGGGAAUGGCUGUCGAGUAUAGCAUCGCUUCAAAGCAAUUCCUAGAAUGAGAGACUCGUCACGAAAACACAAGUGUAUUGUAUUGCCUGUGAAUUGCAUUCAAACUGUGAAUACCUUUCACUACAACACAACUCCUCAUUGUAUUCAAUUCUGAAAUAUAGGUGAUAUCAAGUAGUGGUCCAGCGAUUGAUAUAAAGAAUUCUCGAGAAGAUGUCUGUUUGGGCACAACUACAAGAACUGCCUGAAGAGGCCCAACAACAGGUGCACCAGACAUACGGAGAGCAGUUCCCGAUCGAAGUUCGCUGUGCUUUAGCGCAAUGGAUAGAAGAAAAGCCGUGGAAGGACUUGGAUGCAGACAAUCCACAGCACGAGGCGUACGCGUCGACUCUGGUGUCGGCCCUGAUCUCGGAGAUUGAGGUGAAAGCCAACGCCACCGAAAACUUUGUCACAAAAUUCAAGUUAACGCAAAGCGCGCAGAACUUCCGAUUGAAUUACUCGCACAACCCC